CUCGGCAUGACCAGUAAAACCUCCACCCGACCCCAAAACCGACUCGGAACAGUCUAAAAGCCGCUCCGGUUUUAUGUAGCGAUUGACGAGCGGCCGAGGCGGUUAACCGCUCAAGCCGAUCGAGCUGCUCGUCCGGUUUUUACCAUUCAGCCGUUAAAUUUAAUUAAAAGAUUACAGAAAAUUAAAAAUUGAAAUAAACCAGAAACGUCGGGCUCUCAAACUGAAUCCUUAUUUCCAUUUCACAAUUUCGAAGGAAAGAGACGAGCUCUAUUAAGAAAUGUCAACUAUUUAUACUGAUAACGUUUAUUAGGUACCGAUUCUCUAACGAUUUUUAAAUAAUUUAAUGCCGAUUAUAUCACUAAAGUGCAAGCCGUUUGCAUUGCUCGAUCAUGCUCUGGUUCGAUUCUGAAAACAUUGCUUAUAACCAUAUUUUCAUUGUUGGAAUGAAUCUACUCUUCAACAUCCUAAAUCAAUAAAAUCGAUCUGGUUUCCUUUCCGUCAACAAGUUAUCGAGAUUUUUCGAAAACGAAAUAUCGGGUGGGAAUUAAAAAUGUGCUGAACCAAUCCUAUCUAAAAAUCAUAUUUUCGUCACCGAUUCAUUUCUCGCUUCCCAUUUUCUCUUCACUCGUCAGUCUUUUUCCUUUACUUUAUUAUUCGUUAAAGAGAACGUUGAGCGAUAUUAAAAUAAUUCUAUAUAUUCCCUGGACACGUUUCCCCUUGACUAUAAUUAUACGCUCUGAAACGGGGAAGAAAAAGAAAAAAGAAAACCUCAAAUAUAAUCCUCCUCCUCCUCCCAAGUCCCAUCCCGAGGCAAGCAAAGCCAUCCUUCUUCUCGAUCUGCUCUGAGAGAGAGUUUCUUUGUUUCUAUUUUCAUAGGGCGUGGGGGUGUUUUCUCUUCUUCGAAUCUACUCUCGUCCGCAAUCCUUGACCGCUUUUACUACAUGGAGAAUCCCAAAGGCGCGAAAUAAUUGAAGCAGAAAGGGAAGAUAUGAUGAUAAGGAUGGUCAAUUAAGUUCGCAAUCGCCGUUGCUUCUCCAGCGUCCUAAUCAGUGCUCUCCCCUUCCCUCGCCUGGGGUGGGCUUUUCGUCGAACGGUUGGCGUACAUACAUACAUACAUACAUUCAUGGAGUUUCAGUAUCGAGAGGAGUAUGUAAAGAAUUCGAGGGGAGUAGAGCUUUUCACAUGUAGAUGGUUGCCCAAUCCUUCGUCAUCCUCGUCGUCGUCGCCAAAAGCUCUGGUUUUCCUCUGUCAUGGUUAUGGCAUGGAGUGCAGCGGUUUCAUGAGAGAAAUUGGAAUCAGGUUGGCUCAAUCGGGUUACGGAGUGUUCGGGAUGGACUACGAAGGGCACGGGCGGUCGGGCGGGUCGAGGUGCUACAUCAAGAAGUUCGAGAACAUCGUCAACGACUGCGACGACUUCUUCAGGUCCGUCGCGGCGGAGAAGGACUUGAGGGAGAAAGGAAGAUUCCUUUACGGCGAGUCCAUGGGCGGGGCCGUCUCCCUUUUGUUGCACAAGAAGCGCCCGUCCUUCUACAACGGCGCCGUUCUUGUCGCCCCAAUGUGUAAGAUCUCGGAGAAGCUGAAGCCACAUCCGGUGGUAGUGAACAUACUGACCGGCUUCGAAGAGCUGAUCCCAAAGUGGAAGAUCGUUCCCACCAAAGACGUCAUUGACGCCGCCUUCAAGGACCCCGUCAAGCGCGAGGAGAUACGGAACAACAAGUUGAUAUACCAGGACAAGCCGCGGCUGAAGACGGCGCUGGAGAUGCUAAGGACGAGCAUGAGGCUGGAGGAGUCCCUCCACCACGUCACCUUGCCCUUCCUCGUCCUCCACGGCGACGCCGACACCGUCACCGACCCGGAGAUCAGCAAGGCACUCUACCAGCAGGCCGGCAGCAACGACAAGACCAUCAAGCUCUACCCCGGGAUGUGGCACGGACUCACCGCCGGGGAGACCGACGACAACGUACGGAUCGUGUUCGCAGACAUCGUCUCCUGGCUGGACGUACACAGCGGGGAAGGCAGCGGAAUCGUGGUGGAGCCCAUUGAAGAAGCUGAUCAUGACAAGCUCAUCAAGUCUAGCAGUAGCAGUAGUAGUAGUUGGACGUUGAGUGGGAAGAGCAAUAAUAGUAAGAAGAAGAAGAAGAGGCAGUCGUCGAACAAUAAUGGAAUUACGUCGUCGUCGGGGCAUGGAGCUGGGAGAUACCUUUGCGGGUUUAAGGAGCCACGACCCCUUCAUUCUGCCAUGUAGCGGGCCUGCCGGCCGGCGGGAUUGUUGUGAUCAUGUUCAUGAAUCUGGUUGAAGAACUCGGAAUUUGCAGAAUAAUUACUUUGUUGGCUAUAUUGCUUUGAAUUGAUCGAAGGUGGGUUAGUUAAAAAAAUAUGGAUAGUUUAUUUUUAUUUUUUUUUGUUGGCCGAACAACCUCUCAUAAUUUUUAUUGAAUGGGAAACUAUUCUAUAUAGUUUUUAGUGAAUCAUGUAAAUUUUGGAUGUUUUGUACUUUUUUAUUUUGUCGAUUUUUCGAUUUUGUUCCAAUAAUUACGUACUCUCCUACUACAAGUAGUAGAUAAUUAAUUUGGUCACCAUCACCCAUAAUUAAUGACGGAGCCGGUA
Linum trigynum is the source of this 2607-nucleotide messenger RNA. Lineage: Eukaryota; Viridiplantae; Streptophyta; Magnoliopsida; Malpighiales; Linaceae. The record is from the annotation of a GenBank genome assembly.